Messenger RNA from Andrographis paniculata, 1098 nucleotides. RefSeq lists its product as uncharacterized. The record is from RefSeq and is a predicted model, not a curated record. The transcript is spliced from 3 exons. Gene Ontology annotation, molecular function: oxidoreductase activity. Lineage: Eukaryota; Viridiplantae; Streptophyta; Magnoliopsida; Lamiales; Acanthaceae. The coding region runs from base 35 to 904 and encodes 289 amino acids.
CUGUCAGCUCUACCCACUGCGAGGAGGAACGAAAAUGGCGGAUAGCGGGAGUGGCGUGGCCGACAAAUUGGAGCCGUGGAUGGAGCUCAAGGACAAGGUCUUAAUGGUGACCGGCGCGUCGUCUGGUUUAGGGCGAGGUUUCUGCUUGGACUUAGCCAAAGCCGGCUGCAGGAUCGUCGCCGCCGCUCGGAGAAUCGAUCGGUUGCAAUCGCUCUGCGUUGAAAUCAACGAGAAGUUUCCAGCCUGCUCCGGCGAGCUGCGGCGAAAUCAGCCGAAAGCCGUGGCGAUUGAGCUUGACAUUAACGCGAACGGGACGGUUAUCGAGGCCUCCGUGCAGAAGGCGUGGGAUGCGUUUGGGAGAAUCGAUGCGUUGAUUAACAACGCCGGUGUAAGAGGCAGUGUGCACACACCACUGGAUUUAACUGAAGAUGAAUGGAACAACAUCAUUAGGACGAAUGUGUCGGGAACCUGGUUGGUUUCGAAGUGUGUUUGCAGGCAUAUGCGCGACGCUCAGCUUGGUGGGUCCAUCAUCAAUAUCUCCUCGAUCGCUGGCCUCGACCGAGGCCAGCUUCCGGGAGGUCUUGCUUAUAGCGUUGCGAAAGCUGCUGUCAACACCAUGACAAAGGUCAUGGCCUUGGAAUUGGGAGCAUACAAAAUAAGAGUGAACUCGAUAUCACCGGGGCUUUUCAAAUCGGAGAUAACUCAGGGGCUCAUGCAGAAAGAUUGGCUGAAGAUGAUUGCGGUAAAAACCGUGCCUUUAAGGACAUACGGCGAAUCAGAUCCGGCAUUGACAUUGCUGGCGCGCUACUUGAUCCACGACUCUUCUAAGUAUGUGACGGGAAAUCUAUUUAUAGUCGAAGCCGGUGCUACGUUGCCGGGUGUACCGAUCUUUUCGUCGCUUUAAAUGGCAAGGUUUAGAAACAAAUUUUCAGGGACAGAACAGAGAUGGUGUUCUUGAAUUCUUGUAUGUUGUUAGUUUUCUAGAACUACCAAAAAUUCAUUCCGAUUAAUUUUGUAGACCUUUUAAAAUUUGCUCACAACUUAAAAAGAUUCAAAUAGAUAAUAAUAAUUGUUACUAUUUUACAGUAAUAUAUAUGU